AUGUUACUGAUAUUAUUGCUUCUAGGCAAAGCUGUAGCUACAGAUAAUGCUAAAUAUUUUUCUUCUUCAAGUUCUAAUGAUGAACAAGGAAAUAAUGAACAAAAAAAUCAAAGAUUUGAUGAAAUACCACUGAACAAAGAAUCUAUUGAUAACAUAAAUCAAAAUGAAGAUGACGGACAAGUUUCAAUGGAUGAUAUAUUGAAAUUGCAAAGAGAAAAACAACUUCAAAAUAAACAACACGAAAUUGCAAAAAAUGAACAAAAAGAAACACAUGACACAAAUACAAAUCAUCAAAAUACACAAAAUGAAGCAAAGGAACAACAUCAAAAAGAAAAAUCAGAUGGAGAUUUUGAUCCUGCUGAAUUUAACAUACCAAUUAUCGAUCCAGAUGAAGAAGAUUACGAUGAAGAACUUACUCACGAGAAAAUUAAAAAGCUUCGAAAACAAAAAGCGAAAUUAGGAGUUCAAAUCCUUCCAUUCGGCGAAUCAUUCCAUCACGAAACAAAGAAAAACGAAACAGUUAAGGAAGUAUACGACGAAGAAGCUGAAUAUUUAGAUACAAUUCAAUUUUACCCUCCAGACUCCGAAAUGUACGAUGAACAGAAGUUUAAUACUUGCGAAGGACCAAAUACAAUUCGAAUUCCAGACGGAUCUUGCAAAUGUUCACCUGGAUUCGAAUUCGGAGAUCCCGCAGCAGAAAAUGGCUGCUGGUCAUGCGAAAGCAAAUGCCAUAGAGAUGCUACAUGCCAUUACAGUGGGAAAUGUCUCUGUAAAAACGGUUUUAUCGGUGAUGGAAUUCAUUCUUGCAAAAAAGUUGUUCCAAGCAUCAAAGAAAUCGUUCCUACGAAGGGAAGACAUAUAGGCGGAGAGCAAAUCCGCGUCUUUUAUAAAGCAGAUUCUUCAACAGAAACAAUUUCUUCAAUUUAUUGCAAAUUCGGACAAGAUAUCAUUGAAGGACAAGUUGAAACCAAUGACUCAGCACUUUGCAUAACUCCAAGAGGCGAAGGCGAUUCAAAUACAGAUUUUCAGAUAUCAUUUUCAGGAAAUGAUUGGAGUAAUACUGUUAAAUUCAAUUUCUACAAUGAGACUACUAAGAUACGUCGGAAAGUUAUAUACGGAUCUAUAGUUUUCAUAAUUGUAGUUAUUUUGUCUUUGCUAAAGCGAAGAGUUACAAAUAACGCAUCAGGAGAACAAAGACCAUUCUUAUAUGUCAAAGAAUAA
Trichomonas vaginalis G3 is the source of this 1221-nucleotide messenger RNA. Its product is annotated as immunoglobulins domain-containing protein. The record is from RefSeq and is a predicted model, not a curated record. NCBI's taxonomy places the organism in Eukaryota, Parabasalia, Trichomonadida, Trichomonadidae. The transcript has a single exon. Bases 1 to 1221 code for a protein of 406 amino acids.